Doryrhamphus excisus (bluestripe pipefish) is the source of this 3370-nucleotide messenger RNA. NCBI's taxonomy places the organism in Eukaryota, Metazoa, Chordata, Actinopteri, Syngnathiformes, Syngnathidae. The record is from RefSeq and is a predicted model, not a curated record.
UUUUUUUUAAACGGUACUUCCGGCUCACCUUGUAGGACUCUUCCGGUAGCAGAUUGUGAUCCCUGAGUUGUCGUACAAACGUGUGCGGGUUUUCCAUGCACGACAUUUCGGUCUUUGAACAGUGGAAGAACCGUAGCAGUUCUUCGUCUGCUGGUAACUCCAUUAUGCGGCAAAACUCGAACCCGCGUCGAUAAUUGAGAAGCUACUUCAGAACCGAUAGUCGCCAAAAACACGCUAAAGUCGAGUGAGUCUGUCACGGUGGUCAGCCGCCUUCAAACAAACAUAUUCCCGCCUCUUGCAAGAAAAUGUAAAAUGGCGCCGAGAGGCAGGACUUUAGAAACAACUGCCCACUAAGAGUCACCGACGAAAGUGAAAGUACCACUCCACACGGUUUAAAGCGGUGCCACUGAAACGUUUGUUAUUUACUUUAUUUAAGUUAAGCCAUUAAAGCGGGAUAGCGCCACCGUGUUGACGUGUCGUCGUAGUUGACUGCCAUAAACUGGUGGACGAGUGGACAACUAAACUACUGAACUUUGGAGUGGAGGACGGUGGACUUGCGCUUCCCAUCAUCGCCGGUCUUCACCACUUGCAAGACUGUUCCCAGGCGUCGAUCCAAAGCGUUCAGGUGUGGCUCAGCGAGUAAGGGCGCCACGGCUGCCAAAGGAUCUUGGCCCAGAGAUUCCCUCAUGACAUCGCUCAGGCGGAAGUCCGGAAGGGACAAGAGGCGUAAGCGGAGGAGGGUGGAGCGACGGAUCCUGGAAAGUUCCACCUUCCUUUCAAGCUCCCCUUCCAAGUCCUCCAUCCUCCAGGGCCUGUCUGUGCCAGAGUUGUGCCCGGGAUCAAAUGGCCUCUCCGGGCCGACAGACUUGCCUCCAUUCUCCAGCACUGCUGAGGUGUUGAUGUCAGUCUGGUUGUGAGGAAACAGGUUGAUGUCCGCCUACAUUGGAGAACAGCAAAGGUUUUCAGUGCCAGUUCCACCGGCGUGGAUGCCAACAUGUCUGCCGUCAGUAGCGACCAGCUCCAUCGAUCCACUUUGGGAAUUUACUCGAGCUUAAUGGAUGAGUUCAACCCGGGUCUCCAGAAACUGGUGUCACUGGGACACAGCUACGCCCGCGCUUUUCAAGCUCUGGCUGUAAAAAGCGAGGCUUACUUCACUGCACUUUCACAGAUGGGAGAGCAGGCUUUCCACACCAUGUCGUCACAACCCAUAGGAGACGUUUUGAUCCAGAUUGCCGAGAGCCAAAGGAAACUAACCUUGGAGCUGGAGGGAGUGUUUCGCUGGUUCUCUGAGGACAUUCUUCAGGAGAUGGACAGCAAUGUGAGACUGGACAAAGACUACAUAUUGGGCAGCAGAAAGCAAUAUGAGAUGAGCGUCCACAGUCAGGCGGCAGCUAUGGACCGUCAGCUAAGACGUGGCGCUAACCAGGAUGGUACUAGUGAGUACAUGCAUUUCCUUCGGGAAAGCCAUGGCGAGGCUCUGAAGGAGGAAGAGAGGCGAUACCGCUUCCUGGCUGAGAAACACUGCGCCCUCAUCCAGUCCUUCUCCCGCCUCAUGAAUAAGAACGGCUCGAGUCUCCAGCAGAAGGCGGGCUCCUGGAGAGAAGAGGUAGAAGCCACCAGAGAAUCCCGUGCUGCUUCAAGGCCCCCUGCUUUGGAUAACACUGCACACGUAAGACAGGAGAACAAGAAGAACAGAGAAGAUCAGCCUCUCGGCAACAUACCAUCAAGAGCGCCGUCCCCCCAGGGAAGCAUCUAUCGCUCCACGGCGGAGUCGGUCGGGGGUGUAGGAAGAUCCAUGAGGGCCCGAGUGGCCCAUCAGCCCGGUGGCGGCAAUCCGACCCUGCUUCACUUCACCAGGGGAGAGAUGAUCACCGUGCUGGUCCAGCAGCCCAAAAACGGCUGGUUGUACGGCCGUGCUGCCGCCAACAAUUCACGUCAGGGAUGGUUCCCGGCCUCCUAUGUGGAAGACGUGGAUGACCUCACGAUGACGCCUGACUUGGGCUCCAGUGUGCGGGGAAGAACCAACAGCAGCGCGAGUGGCCGCAUGGACCCGCCUAGAAACAACACCGCACCCCCGCCCCCGCCACCAUUACUACUCCCUCAGCCUCCCAAUAAAAAGUCCGAGACGCAAGCAGGCAUAUCUGACAAGAGGACGGAGUCUUAUCCCGAAAAAAAGGGAUCCCAACAACAGGCAUCAAGACCUGAACUCUUUCCAAAGGGUACCAACCCAUUUGCAACGGUGAAGUUGAAGCCGACGUCCACCAACGACAGGUCAGCGCCUCGUCUGUAUCGCAAAUGACGUAUGAAAUAAUUCACUUCGCCAAAGUGAGACACGAGGAUCUCCGGGACCGUAUGCGAGCGACCAACAAAACAAUCUGUUCGACUUUUCAUUGGACCAAGUCGAAGGUAUUCAUCACGAUGAUGACGUCGGGAUGCUUAAUUCAUCUCAACUGUCGAGAUACUUCACGUAACUUCGUAACUGCAAGGUGUAAAUAAUGGGUAAGUGUUCUAAUGCACACAUGCAGAUGACCAGUAGGGGGCAAUAACACUUUAAAACAUUACAAAAAAAUUGCUUUUUUAAAAAAAAAUAAUCAAAUAAAAAAAUAAUUUUUAAAAAGGGACGUUAGAUAUAAGAUGGAGUUUUGUUUAUGUUGUCAGUUCUUAUCAAUUAUUAGUUUGUAUCCAGUGCCAAAUUCUCGAUGUAGUCCAUGACCUUUGCCCUCCGCUAUGCAUUUUUUCACCAGUCUAAUGUAGUUUUUUUUCCACACAGAUACCAAUAACUCUAUGCUUCUCAAUACUGAUACCGAUAACCGAUUUUUCAAAAAUAUAUCAAUUUUUUAAAAAUGUUGAUUUAACUGACGUUUUUACACACCAAGAGAUAAGAAACAUUGAAACUAAUUAGGAUUUAACAAAUUAUUGAGUUGUUCUAAUGAACUAUGAUGACAUCACUACUAUCCGGAGAACCAGAGUAAUAGAGGCUGAUGAGCCACCUGGUGUGGCCCAGAAAGGUGCACCAUAUUCGGGUACAUACUCCGAGUACACAGAGGUCUCUGGAAAACCUUUUUUUUUUUUUUUGCACUUUUCGAAUGUCUCUUAAAACGAUGAAUGUUUGUUUACAAAGUGAGCUCAGAGAGACGUUAGGACAAAGCGUUGACGUCACGGGCAGGAAAAAAAAAAAAAAGGAGGGCUUGAUUUGCUCACCAUGACACAGUAUUGGUAAUCUUCCCUCAUUUGGAGCUUUCUUUUUAAAAUAGAGCUAUUUUUACUUAACGGAUUUAACGGUAUGACGUCAUAAUUAUCCCGCACACCUAACAAUGACACAUCUGGAAGAUUGUUGAAUAUUACAUAUGUAUAAUAUGAUUGGAUUUUA